UUUUUUUUUGUUUUUUCUUCUCCAAAUCUUCAUUUGCCAACAAUGCAAGCAAGCAACCUGCUUUGAAAUCGACGCAACCAUCUUCUUCAUCAUCAUCCCAAUUGCAAUUAUUCAUUCAUUUAUUCAUUCCAUUCUGUCAUGUUUAGCGUGAUUUGCGCCUCAAAAGUUCCCCACAAUUCUGCUCUCAGAUCUGACUCUCCCCCUCUCUGACCAUAGCAACAGCAACAGCUGAAUCCUGAAGGUCCUAUAAUUGAAUAGUGCUGAUACAAUGAAGAACAUAGUGGCACCUAUGGAAAAGGCUUUGCCUUCUCCCACUUUUCUGUGGAGAUUCAAGAUGGUACUCUUUCUGAUGUGGGGACUUACUUGCUGCAAGGUUGGUUGGGACUCUGUCAUGAGAAUGGAUGCGAAUUUGCGAGAUCUGUUUUUAUACGAGGCAUUUUUGUAUUAUAACCCUCUCCUUCUUGUGACUAUGAUGGUCUGGCUUUGGGGAGUCAAUUUGUGGGUAUUCCUACAAUCAAGUAUAAAUUAUCCGAAGAUUUUUGAAAUUGAUCAAAACCACCUCACUCACAGAGAGAUAUGGAAGUGUAGCACUUGGAUGACGAUUCUUGUCCCUACUAGCAUGACUGCCUAUCUGUAUCUAUAUUCUCACGGGGAAGUAUCAUUAGCUGCAUCUCAACCUGUGCUUCUCUACAUUCUGUUCGCUGUUAUCAUGAUCUUUCCCUUUGAUAUUUUCUAUUUGUCCUCUCGGUACUUCUUUUUGAGGACAUUGUGGCGGAUAGCUUUUCCUUUGCAGCCAAUAUCGUUUCCUGACUUCUUUGUGGCUGAUAUUUUAACCUCCAUGUCAAAGGUGUUUUCAGAUUUGGAGCGAUCGGUUUGUAGGAUGGUGAACAAACAGGUCGCCACAAUUGCUUGGCUUGAAGCCGAUUCGGUCUGUGGUAGUCACUCUGUUGCAAUCCCAAUGGCUCUUGUUCUUCCUUAUUUGUGGCGUUUAUUGCAAUGUCUUCGUCAGUACAAAGAUACUAAAGACAAAACUUGCCUUUUCAAUGCUCUAAAAUAUUCAACAGCAUUCCCAGUGAUUUUUCUCUCGGCGCUGAAGUAUCACGUCUUCCCCGAGAAAUGGACAACUAUUUAUCGGCCACUGUGGCUAUUCUCGAGUUUAAUUAAUUCGCUCUAUUCAUUUUACUGGGAUAUAACCAGAGAUUGGGAUUUAAGUGGCUUUUCGCGCAUUUUCAAGUUUAACAGACCAAGUGCAGUUUCGAACGCGCUUCACGGACGACAAUGGAUAUAUUUUUGGAUGAUUGGAAGCAACUUUAUUCUGCGCGGCUCGUGGACGUACAAACUAUCUGCGCAUCUCCGGCAUAACUACUUGACAGUGUUUGCAAUCACUCUUUUGGAGAUGUUCCGACGGUUCCAGUGGAUCUUCUUCAGAGUUGAAAAGGAGGUGAAUAAGACAACACGAUCCAGUGGCAUUCAACUCGUCGAAAGCGAGAAAGAGGACGAGAAAUUGCUAGGCACCACCAACAUUCAUGAUGUAUAGAAAAAUGAUUUAAGAAAAACACAUUCAUCCAACCAAAUUUUGGCAAUGUCAUCUUCAUAUAUUAGCAUCAGCUCUAAUUCAAUUCUUUAUACCAACAUGAGGGAUUAUUCAUGCAUAUAUAUGCAUGAAUGUGUAAGUGUAAGAUUAAUAGAGAUAUCUCAUUCCAUUGAUGAAGCAGCACUUGGUUGAAACUGAAAUGCAUGCAAAGAUGUUUACUAAUGAAAAUGAGUUUUAGCAGUUCACUGAAGAUGAGGAAGCUUGAAAUUGAGUGCACAUUCAAGAGCUGCAACAAGGUCUACUUUGAGAUUGAAGAACAUGAUGAUUUAUUUUUUUUAAGAAAAAAAGGAAAAAAAAAAAUAUACAUAGUAUAUUCUUUCCAUUUUUUUUUUGUUUAAAUUAGAUUAGCAUUUUUGUAACUAGAGAAUGGAUACACAAAAGCUUUGUUUGCUUGAUUCAUCUAAGAGGAACUAGUUAGUAUACUUGAUAUUUAUUUUGAAUUUCAUAAUUUCUACAAUA
Arachis stenosperma is the source of this 2053-nucleotide messenger RNA. RefSeq lists its product as uncharacterized. The transcript is spliced from 13 exons. The record is from RefSeq and is a predicted model, not a curated record. Lineage: Eukaryota; Viridiplantae; Streptophyta; Magnoliopsida; Fabales; Fabaceae. Bases 269 to 1537 code for a protein of 422 amino acids. Gene Ontology annotation, cellular component: membrane; cytoplasm.